UCUAGCGGUGCCUGGGGAGUGCAGCUCGGCAGGCAGCAGCGGUGACAGGGGCCUGCAUCAGAGCCCGGCCCUUUAAGGGCCUCUGAUGAGCUAUAUCAGCCCCACCUGCAGGGGCCUGAGCAACUCCUAGCAGCCCAGCAGGACAGAGAGGAUGCAGGAGAUCAUUGCAGGGCUGGAGCAGCUCACCUUCACCUUCGAGAAGGAUGUACGGAUGCAAAAGGGCACUGGACUCCUGCCUUUCCAGGGCAUGGACAAGUCAAGCUCAGCUGUGUGCAACUUCUUCGCUAAAGGGCUCUGCGAGAAAGGGAAGCUGUGCCCCUGCCGGCAUGACCGAGGGGAGAAGAUGGUGGUGUGUAAACACUGGCUCCGGGGGCUGUGCAAGAAGGGUGACCAGUGCAAGUUCCUGCACCAGUACGACGUCACCAGGAUGCCUGAGUGCUACUUCUACUCCAAGUUCGGUGAUUGCAGCAACAAGGAAUGCUCCUUUCUCCACGUGAAGCCAGCCUUCAAGACCCGGGACUGUCCGUGGUAUGACCAAGGUUUCUGCAAGGAUGGUCCCCUAUGUAAAUACCGCCACGUCCACAGGAUAAUGUGUAUCAACUACUUAGCUGGCUUCUGCCCCGAGGGACCCGAAUGCCGAUUUGCGCACGGCAUCGCUGAUAGCGGGUGGGAAGCCACCGUCAUCCUGGGGGAGUUCACACGCCCGGUUCUCACCUCCAUCCAAAGAGGGAGUGUGCAGUGCUUCCUCUUGGCUUUGCUUUAUCUGCAGCUUGUCCACCAGCCAGCGGGUUCAGCACCUUCCGCUUCUGCCUGGGAAGCCGGCAAGCCCCCUUCCCCGACAGAGGGUCAGCUUCUUCACCCUCAGAUGAGGUCACAGGAGCCGCUGGUCACCUACUGCCUGGGGCUCAGGGCACUGGAGCAGGGCCCGUGCUGCAGGACGGUUCUGGGUGCCCUGCGGCACUUCCUGUGCACAGGGCCUCGGCUGCUGUAA
Hippopotamus amphibius kiboko is the source of this 991-nucleotide messenger RNA. RefSeq names its product cleavage and polyadenylation specific factor 4 like (gene CPSF4L). The record is from RefSeq and is a predicted model, not a curated record. The transcript is spliced from 8 exons. Bases 152 to 991 code for a protein of 279 amino acids. Gene Ontology annotation, cellular component: mRNA cleavage and polyadenylation specificity factor complex. Lineage: Eukaryota; Metazoa; Chordata; Mammalia; Artiodactyla; Hippopotamidae. Gene Ontology annotation, molecular function: RNA binding; metal ion binding.